This is a messenger RNA of Nicrophorus vespilloides, 1353 nucleotides long. RefSeq names its product WD repeat-containing protein 89. The transcript has 5 exons. Lineage: Eukaryota; Metazoa; Arthropoda; Insecta; Coleoptera; Silphidae. Gene Ontology annotation, molecular function: protein binding. The coding region runs from base 159 to 1280 and encodes 373 amino acids. The record is from RefSeq and is a predicted model, not a curated record.
CCUUUAACAACACACGAGGUGCAUGCAUUCAAAAUAACUACUUUAGUUUUAAGUUUACAGUUUGGAAUAGUGGAUAAAUUUACAAGCUUACAAGUCCACUUGAUAUUUAAAUUUGUUUUCUAUUUUUUAAAGUUUUAAGGGCAAAACAAAGUGGAAAAAUGAUGAAGAAAAUGAUUAAUUUGGAACUCGAGGGCAACGAAAAUGAAGUGGAGGAUGAAACUGAUUGUGAUGUGUGCUCGGCUGAUGAAAUUCAAUCAAUAUUUGCUGAACCAUAUGAAAAUAUAGUUGGGAAGAAAAUUGUGGAAAAUGAUUACAUAUUGCAUUUGGAUGCAACUUUAGAAACAAGUUAUAAUAUUGCUAUUGGUACAUCAGGCUCUGAUGUGCAUGUGUGUAAUCUGAGUGAAAAUGGAUUACAAAGAAUUGAAACAUUUUCAGACAAUGCACCUUGUGUAGGUGUUAAAUUUGAUACAACAAAUAGUAACAUUCUAUUUUCUGGACACAAUGAUAGCACAAUUAAAAUGUGGGACCUGAGGACGCCUAGUAAAACAGUUCAAAUUUUUAAUGAUAAAACGAAUAAAAAACACCCGAAGAAGAAAGUGUUUUCGUGCUUCGACUUGUCAACGAACAGCAUAUUGUUGGCGGCGGGAACGGAACUCCAUGAUUCCGAUGCAUACAUUUUGUUUUGGGACGCAAGAAACUCCAACAUCCUAGGCGGCUACUGGGAGUACCACACGGAUGUCAUUACCCAAGCCAAAUUCCAUCCAAACGAUCCCAAUAAAUUGGCUACAGGUUCCACCGAUGGUUUGAUAAACAUUUACGAUUUAUCGCAGACGACCGAGGAUGAAGCCAUUGAGAACACUUUGAAUACGAAUUCUUCGGUUGAGCAAAUCAGAUGGUAUCCCCACAAAAAAACAUCUGAAAAACUUGCUGUCACCACGCACACUUACGACGCUCAGUUGUGGGACGUGGAAAUGACUGAAAUUUACGCCGAAUUUGAUAGAGAGAAUCUCGCUGAAAACUUAAAACGUAAGAUUCCAGAUUACAUUUACACGGCGGCGAAUUACGUGAAUAAAUCCGGUGAAUUGGUUUUACUGAUUGGAUCAAAUAAUCAAGGAGGCAGAUGUCUCAGAGGCCUAAAAGUGGACAACAACAAACUGAAACCCUGCUACAAUUUCCAGGAAAACAGUCAGAGAAUCCGCAGCUGUUGUUACAAUUCGACGGUCAACAAUUUGCUGACCGCUGGCGAAGAAGGUGUACUUAACGUGUGGAAAUUUUUAUAAUUUACUGUACUUUUGAAUAAAAGUAAUUAAAAAUUUAGUUAUGGUUAUUGUUUUUGACAUGUUUGUCAUAUUU